Molecule: messenger RNA, 5253 nt
Organism: Trichoplusia ni (cabbage looper)
Lineage: Eukaryota; Metazoa; Arthropoda; Insecta; Lepidoptera; Noctuidae
Product: multidrug resistance protein homolog 49-like
Exons: 26
Coding region: 874-4845 (1323 amino acids)
Biological process (GO): transmembrane transport
Cellular component (GO): membrane
Molecular function (GO): ATP binding; ABC-type transporter activity; ATP hydrolysis activity
Source: RefSeq, a predicted model, not a curated record
UAGUUAUAUUUGCCUCAUGAUGCCAUUAUCCAAUAGAUUUAAUGGCAUUUCUUAAGUUUUGCAAUUAUCAAAUAAAAAGCUAUGCCUGGGUAUGUUAUUUGCCUCAAACAUAAAAUUAGGAGAACACAGUGAAUAUAAACUUCACGUGACGUGACUUUUACGUGACUAAGUACAAUUUUGUACGUCACAAACUCCAUUUCGGAACAUGAAAGCAGUUUACCUUUAUAUUUUUUUUAUUGACCAGAUAAAUACAUGUCCAAUGUUUCAUUAUCCAUCUGACACAUUAGCAUGUCACUUUUCCUAAAUACUUAGUCAUCAUUUCUACUUCCUGGAACUUUUUCGAAAUAAGGACUAUUUCCGUACUUUUCCGUCUGUAAUAUACAUUUUCCCGUUUUGGAGAGAAUAAUGUAGAAACUGAAAAAGAUGUCUCUUUUUACGCCUAAAUAAGAAUUUAGGCCUUCAUCAUCUUUCUCGUCAUGUCAACCUGGGACAGAGACCUGGGUAUACCUACAGCUGAGUAUAGGCUUAUACAGGUAUAUAGUUUUCUAACAUUUAACCAAUUCUCUCAAAAGCUACCUCAUUAACUCAAUCAAGUCUUCUCAAUUCCGGCAUCACCCCGCAAAUUACCCAAAGGCACACUUUAUCUUACGUUCAGUUUCUAAAGCCAUAAACACUUGUAAAGAUAAUUGUUUACAAAUAUAAUUUGAAGUAGUUAUAGCGGCAAUUGUGGCAGAUAACAAGAGGGUUUGCUCAAUGUAUAUAUGGGUGCGAGGGAAGACUAACGUCAGUUUUUCCAUACGCACCCGUGGCUUGCGUGUAACCCUGUCCAGUGCAAAACUAUCUUAACUUUAAACAUAAGUGACGACCGAUAAAAUGAAAAAGAAAAUCAGUAUAUCAAACGAUCUGGGAUUGCAGAAGAAAAAUAAAAAGACUAAAUCACAGGAAGACGAGCAAUCGAUAUCAUUCAUACAAAUAUUUCGUUACGGAACAUGUUUAGAGGUCACAGCUACGAUUAUCGGGAUCUUCCUGGGGAUCCUAAGUGGCGGAGGUUUGACCUACAACCUGGUACAAGUUGGGGAACUAAGUACAGCUUUCGUUGAACGAACAGCUUUCCAAGAACAACUUAGUAGCCCUAUGCCCCUUUUGUCGCUGUUUGGAGGCGGAAGAGUUUUACAAAAUGCAAGUCACGAAGAGAAUAUGGCGGCUUUAGUGGAGGACGCCACAGCCCUAUGUAUCGGUGCCUUUGUCUCUGUGGGGCUGUCUCUCCUGUGCUGCACUGUUGCCGUUGCACUUAUCAGCUGGAGUGCUUUAAGACAGAUUACAACGAUACGAAUGUUAUUCUUAAGAGCCGUACUUCGUCAGGACCAAGCUUGGUUCGAUACUGAUUCCGAGUUUAAUGUGGCUUCCAAAAUGUCCGAGAACUUGGUGAAGUUGAAGGAUGGCAUGGGUGACAAGUUGGCUAUUGUGGGGAACUUGGUGGGUACGUCUCUGAUUAGCAUUGCCGUCGCCAUUCCCUUGGGAUGGGAGCUGGCCCUCGCAUGCAUUACCGUCAUGCCACUCUGUGUAGCUGCAUCUGUUGCUCUGUCAAACUAUCAAACAAAGUCAUCGGCACGUGAGCUGGAGUCGUACAGUCAAGCGGGCAAGCAUGCUGAGGAGAUUAUGAAGUCAAUUAAGACCGUCGCCGCUUUUGCCGGGGAGAGCAAGGAAGUCGAAAAAUACACAAAAUUACUGCAGCCGGCGGAACAGUACGGACGUAAACGUGGUCUCUACACAGGUCUAGGAAGUGGAUUCAACUGGGUUCUUACUUACUGCUUGAACGCCAUUGGACUUAUUUACGGUAUCCGACUUGUCCUCCAAGAUCGUGACAAACCUGAGGAGGAACGGAGAUAUGUCGUCGGAAUCGUGUUCAGUAUCCUCUUCAACAUCUACAUGGCGACCCAAUCCAUCACAAUGUGCGUCCCGCAUAUCGAAGUGUUCUCGGCAGCCCGGGGAGCAGCCGCCAGCAUAUAUCACUUAUUGGAGCGAGAGCCACCCAUUGACAGUCUCAGCAAAAAAGGCACAUCGCCACGCAGAGUUAUUGGCGAGAUCAGCCUAGAAGACAUCCAUUUCAGUUAUCCUUCUAGACCGGACGUUAAGGUUUUAAAGGGCUUUUCUCUCAAGAUCAAAGCGGGAGAAUGUAUUGCCCUAGUGGGCUCGUCAGGCUGUGGCAAGUCGACCGUGCUGCAGCUGCUGCAAAGACUUUACGAUCCUCACUUUGGAUCCGUAAAGCUCGAUGGCAAAAAUAUCAAGGACCUUAACAUUAGCUGGCUUCGGUCAUCACUAGGUGUGGUUGGCCAAGAACCAGUAUUGUUUCGAGGAACGAUUUUCGAAAACAUUGCCAUCGCGUGUCCUGAGGCCACUAUGCAAGAAGUGGUACGAGUUGCAACUAUGGCGUACGCUCACGAAUUCAUUUCGAACUUGCCUAAGGGCUACGAUACAGUUAUUGGCGAACGUGGUGCUUCUUUAUCGGGUGGUCAAAAGCAGCGUAUUGCGAUUGCUCGGUCUUUGCUGCGAGAGCCUGCGGUGCUUCUGCUGGACGAAGCUACAUCAGCUCUCGAUCCUCACUCUGAACGACAAGUCCAGGCCGCCCUUGACCGCGCUAGUGUCGGUCGUACUACCAUCAUGGUAUCACACAGAUUGUCGACCAUUUUGAAUGCUAAUCUCAUUAUUUGCAUGGACCAGGGAGUUAUAGUGGAACAGGGUACUCACGAGGAACUGAUGAAAGCCAAAGGCUUCUAUCACAAAUUAGUGACGACAAGCAAACACAAAAUGGAGGCGGAGGAAAUCGUAUCAUUGCCAGAAGUGGUAGAAGAGAAAGGGACAGAAGAUGAACAAGGAGAUAGUGUCAACACACCUGUGACCCGCUCGGAGUCGAAACCACGAGAGGAACGAAGACCACGAGUAUACAGUAAACAACGAUCAGUUAUAGAAAAUCCGGAGUGGAUGGUCACACCUCGAGGUUCCAUCUCUUCAGCUAUGUCAGUUGGCGUUCAGAGCUACUUAUAUAACCCAGAAACCGAAAAAGAAGAAGUAGACGAGGACACAAUACCAUUAAGUGGAUGGGAAAUAUUGAAGCUGAAUUCGCCGGAAUGGUUGUACAUUGUCAUCGGUUCCAUCGCUGCCUUCAUUCAAGGAACUUGUUUCCCCGUCUUUGCUUUGCUCUUCGGUUUCACCAGUGCCAUAUUCGCUUUAACGGACCGUAAAGAGAUGUUAUUCUAUGGCGAUCUUUACGCUGGUCUAUUCGUGGUUGUAGCGGCAAUCGCAGGCAUUUCUAUGUGUCUUCAAAGUUCUACUUUCACAACAGCUGGAUUAAAAAUGACAUCAAGAUUACGAAAACAAUAUUUCGAGGCACUUUUGAGACAGGAAAUUGGAUAUUACGAUAAAGCGAGUAACUCAGUAGGAGCGAUUUGUGCUAGACUGAGUGGAGACACGGCUGAGGUUCAGGGUGCUACUGGUCUCAGAAUCGGUAUUAUCCUACAAGGUGUCAGCUCCGUUGUCAUCGGGGUCAUAAUGGGCUUCAUAUUCAAUUGGAAGUUAACCCUUGUAUCAACGGCAUUUUUACCUCUUAUGAUUGGAAGCAUCUGGUUUGAAGGUAUUAUGUCACGAAAAUCCCAAGCUGACGAAAGAAAAGCCAUGGAAUCGGCAACUAGUGUCGCAACGGAAGCAGUUGUGAGCAUCAAAACUGUACAGAGUUUAGGUAUAGAAACAGUAUUCUUCGACAAGUUCCACGCGUCUCUGCUGGUCGCUUGCGACGCCGUAGCUCAGAAGACAAGAUGGCGCGGCAUUGUUUUUGGCUUGGGUAUUUACGUACCAUUCAUAGCGUUCUGCAGCGCAAUGGUAUACGGAACUAUUCUGGUCUCGAAAGGAGAAUUGGAAUACAAAAUCGUUUUAUUGGUUACGGAGUGUGUCAUGUUUGGAGCUUACAUGCUUGGACAGACAUUAGUGUAUGCUCCUAGUUUUAACUCAGCCAGAGUCUGCGCGGGUAGAAUCAUAGGAUUGAUCUACAAAGUACCUGAAGUCAGAACUGAAGAUGGCGUUGUUGAUAAAAAAGAUUGGAGCGCAACCGGCAACUUUAGUUUAAAGGAUCUUGUAUUCAGUUACCCGACACGAAAACAUCAAACCGUUUUAAGAGGUAUCGAUUUGCAAGUGGAUGCCGGCAAGACAGUGGCGCUGGUGGGAUCGUCCGGGUGCGGCAAGUCCACUGUGUUGCAGCUCUUACAGAGAUUCUACGACCCCGAUACAGGAAGCAUUAGGCUAGAUGGAGUAGACACUCGGACAUCGUUAACCCUGCCGCGGCUGCGUCGCCAGCUCGGCGUAGUGCAGCAGGAGCCGGUGCUGUUCGACCGGACUCUCGCCGAGAACAUCGCAUACGGGGAUAACAACAGGAACCCCUCCAUGAACGAAAUUAUUGCAGCUGCUAAAGCCGCUAACAUACAUUCCUUUAUUACGUCUCUACCACAGGGCUAUGACACCAACUUGGGAGCCAGCGGCGCGCAGUUGUCGGGAGGUCAGAAGCAGCGUGUGUGCAUCGCGCGCGCUCUCAUCAGGUCGCCGCGACUGUUGCUGCUGGACGAAGCCACGUCAGCGUUGGACGCUAACAGCGAACGGGCCGUUUCGGAAGCUUUGGAGAAGGCAGCUAAGGGCCGCACGUGCAUCACCAUCGCUCACCGUCUCUCAACCAUCAAAGACGCAGACCUCAUAUGCGUUCUUGAUAAAGGUAGGAUUGUGGAACGCGGCAACCACAACGACUUGAUCCAAAUGAAGGGCUACUAUUGGCGCAUGUGUAAAGGACAGGAGAUGGCGUAAACAUUCUGAUAAUUAUGCUUAAGUAUUAGUCCAAUAAAGACACUAAAACAAUUCCGAAAAUAUGUCCAAAUAUUACUAAGAAAUAUGUGAAUAAUGCAAGAACUAAAGUCUCAAUAUUACCGCCAUCUUUAAAAUCUCGAUCUGAUAAUGGAAGACGGUCCGUUUGCGUUAACCUGAAUGAUGUAUCAUAGAAUAUUAAUUAUUGCAUUUCGUAUGAAUUAAGAUAAACGGUUUGUGGCUGUGCCAGAUCUAACGCAAAAACAUUCUACUAUUAAGUUUUAAAUUUAAGUUUAAUUUAUUGUGAGUGUUCGUCAAUGUAUGUUUCUUAAUUGUAAUGAAUAUGUCUAGUUAUCAAUUAUAUUGUAGUUUAAUAGUGAUAAAAAGAAAAUAAAACAUUUUUGUUACAGA